AAAAAAUGAAAGCAAAGAAACAAUAGGAUGAUGCAGUUCUUGAGGAGGAUCUUGUGAGAACGAAAUCUUAACUAGUAUAAUGGAAUGUAAUAAAUUAGGACUACUUUCCAAAAUGGCAGGAAUUGAAACCGCUUGGGAAGAACAUCCAUCGAAGAUCUUAUCACUCUUGUGUGACAUGGGAGAAUUAGUAAUCAUAGGAUAAUAUCACUAAGUAUCUAUGUAUAUGGUGGAUAUGAAACUAAUGAGGGAAUAUUGGAUGAUUUGAUGAGGAUUCCAAUGCCCAGUUCAGACAAACCCUUGGAGUGGUAACAAGUGUACAGGAACCCUUAAAAAGAAGUGAAAGGACCAGGACCUUUGAGGAAUCACACAGCAGUUGUAUAUGAAAAUAAGAUGUACAUUUUUGGAGGAAAAGAGAAUCUAAUCUAGCCUUGUUGCAAAUUGUGGAUAUUCGAUUUUUAAACAGAGAAGUGGGAUGAAGGGGAAGAUUGCAAAAUAAACAAUCAUGCAGUUUGUGUCGAAGGUCAUAAUAGUUGUGUAUUUGUGCAAGAGGAUGUAAAUGCCCUAUUAAAUGAUAUUAGACAGCAUCAAUGAUUGUAUUUGGUGGAUUUUACACCGACAAAGGCUAUGUUUCUUAGAUUCUCCAAUACUCAUUCAAGAAGGACAAGGAUAUGUGGUCACUUUAUUAAGAGUAGCAGAAAACGAGUCCGUAAGGCAGAGCAGGAGCAGGAGCUGCAAUAUUGGGGAAUGAUCUAUACGUUUUUGGAGGGUGCAAUUACGAAUAAAGGUUUUCAGACUUUUGGAAGUUCGAUCUAAUCAAUAAGAAAUGGGAACAAAUUAAAACGGAAAAGUCUCCAGGAGUAAGAUUAAUGUAUUACAAUAGUCUCGAUCCUCUUCAGUUAUUGUAACACACAACUAAGGAUUGUAUUUAUUUGGAGGAAUCCAUGAUAUUACUCAUGAGAAGAAUGACUUAUGGAUGUUUAAGAAUAAUGAUUGGGUGUUGUUGGAAGAGGAUAACAGUAGAAGAUAAGUGAAUGAUGAUUUGAAUGAUUCACUAGAUAAAGCAAGUCAGAGCAAACCAAACAAACAAAAGGAAAAAGCUAAAAUCUAAGAUAUUUAAAACAGGACUUUAUUUUUAUUGGGUGAGGACACUGAAUUAAGGAGUCCAUAGAGAAGAGGUUCAUUAAAGAAUAUCAGUUUGCCUGCUGGGACACAGAAAAUAAGUACAGAACAAAACAAUGUGUCUUAAGCUACAAAUAAUAUGGAGGAACUCAAGAAAAGAAGGUGGUAAUAAAAGAAGAUGUAGAUGCUGUAAAUAUUCUCAUAAUUCAUAGAGCUGAAUUUGAAUUGACAGAAGAAGAAAAGUAAAAAUUCAGAAGCUCUUCUCCAACUACUGAAUAGAUUAAAAAUUCCAUUAAUUUAAUAACAAAUCAAGAUAAAGGUGGAUAAAGAAAGAUUUCUUCUCCCAUGGGAAGGAAACAGUAAUAAGCAUAACUCAUUGGCAAAAAACCAUGUGCAAGAGAUGGUCAUUCGGUUGUUGUGGCUGGCGAAUUUAUGAUAGUAUUUGGAGGUGAUCGCAAUCUAAUGUCAUUUAACGACCUAUACAUGUAUUCCUUCACCAUGGCAACCAAACCAACAAAAUGA
Molecule: messenger RNA, 1641 nt
Organism: Paramecium octaurelia
Lineage: Eukaryota; Ciliophora; Oligohymenophorea; Peniculida; Parameciidae
Source: the annotation of a GenBank genome assembly